Messenger RNA from Eurypyga helias (sunbittern), 2055 nucleotides. It is a transcript of the gene FOXRED2, whose product is annotated as FAD-dependent oxidoreductase domain containing 2. Lineage: Eukaryota; Metazoa; Chordata; Aves; Eurypygiformes; Eurypygidae. The transcript has 8 exons. Gene Ontology annotation, molecular function: flavin adenine dinucleotide binding; monooxygenase activity. The record is from RefSeq and is a predicted model, not a curated record.
AUGGCCCUAGCAGCCUGCAGGAUGCUGCUGGGACUGGCCCUGUACGCUGGCAGCCUGUGCACAGCAGGCACUGCCGCCUUCCUCUACCACGACUACUGUGUCAUCGGGGCCGGCCCCUCGGGCUUGCAGGCAGCCUAUUUCCUCCAGCAAGCCGGCCGGGAUUACAUCGUCUUUGAGCGGAGCCACGCUCCCGGCAGCUUCUUCGCUCUCUACCCUCGCCACCGCAAGCUCAUCAGCAUCAACAAGCGCUACACGGGCAAAUCCAACAGCGAGUUCAACCUCCGCCACGACUGGAACUCGCUCCUCAGCCACAACCGUCGGCUGCUUUUCCAACACUACUCCCACGACUUCUUCCCCGACGCCGACACAAUGGUGCGUUACCUGGAGGACUUUGCUUCCCAGCUGGAGCUGCGGAUUCAGUACAACACGGCCAUCGUCCAUGUGAUGCUGGAGAGGGACGAGCGUGCCUGGAACGGCCACUAUUUUCUCCUGACCGACCAGGACAGGCAGAACUACAAGUGCAGCUCUUUGUUGGUUGCCACUGGGAUGUGGGUCCCCAACGUGGUCAACUUUCCUGGCUCAGAAUAUGUUGAGGGUUACGAGACUGUGUCCAUCAACCCGGAGGAUUUUGCUGGCCAAACCGUGUUGAUCUUGGGCCGAGGGAACUCGGCCUUUGAGACAGCAGAGAACAUUCUGGGCGUCACGAAUUUCAUCCACAUGGUGAGCCGGUCCCGCGUGCGCCUCUCGUGGGCCACCCACUACGUCGGGGAUCUGAGAGCAAUUAACAAUGGCCUGCUGGACACCUAUCAGCUGAAAUCUCUGGAUGGGCUUCUGGAGGGUGACCUGGAAGAUCUGGCUAUCGUCAAGGACAAGAAAGGGAAGCUGCACAUCACACUCCGGUUCUACCUGGAGGACAGGAACACCAGCGCAAGCAUCGACUCCGUCACCCUCCCGCAGGACGAACUGGAUAAUUUUGCCACCCGUGCUCCUUAUGACCGUGUCAUCCGCUGCUUGGGCUGGAAGUUUGACUUCUCUAUCUACAACAGAUCCCUUAGAAUGAUGCCAGGAAAAGGGAAUAAAAAGAAGUAUCCUCAGAUCAAACCUAGUUAUGAGUCCAGAGGCACUCGGGGACUUUUUGUUCUCGGCACUGCUAGCCACUCUGUUGACUUCAGGAUGUCUGCUGGGGGCUUUAUCCAUGGAUUCCGGUAUACAACUCGUGCAGUCCAUCGCCUAUUGGAAAACCGUCACCAUGGUGUCCCCUGGCCAUCCACAGCCCACCCUAUUACACAGCUGACCAAUUCCAUCAUCAAGCGGGUGAACGAGGCCUCAGGCCUCUACCAGAUGUUCAGUGUCCUGGCUGACAUCAUACUGCUGAGAGAGUGAGUGACAUUUGAAUACCUGGAAGAGUACCCAGUUGGAGUCCUGGCCGAGCUGGAAACACAGACAGGGAGAAAGGCUCCCAACGGGCUGUUUGUUGUCAUCAUGGAGUAUGGGAGGAAUUUCUCUGGGGCUGACAAGGAUGUCUUCUACUACAACCGAGCCGUGGGAGAGGCACAGCAUGCCUGGCAGUCCAACUUCUUGCACCCUGUUAUUUACUAUUACAAACGCCUCCCAACGGAGCGCGAGAUGAGAGUUCGGCCCCCAGAUUGGCCUCUCCCCCGCCCAGAUGCCGUCCAUCACAUCGUGGAGGACUUCCUGACGGACUGGACGGCCCCCAACGCUCACAUCCUGCCGCUGAGGCGGUUUUUGGAGAACUGCCUCAGCACUGACCUGCGCAACUUCUUUGCAGAGUCCUGUUUCCUGUUUGCCUUCACCCGUCAGAAGCUGCCUCCCUUCUGUCAGCUGGGCUAUGUGGGAAUGCAAGGGCUCCUGGGGAGCCAGGGGCUCCGGCGCCGCGCAGUGGAAGCUGGCCUGCUGGAGGAUUACGCUCUCACGGACUUUUCAGGCGACAGAACCCCCGAUGGCCACGAAGGGUCGCAGGACCAGCUGCUGAGAGAUCAUGAGAUACCAGUUCGUCCGCUGCAGCAUCUCGUUAAUGCCAAGGAUGAACUUUAG